Molecule: messenger RNA, 1563 nt
Organism: Phytophthora megakarya
Lineage: Eukaryota; Oomycota; Peronosporomycetes; Peronosporales; Peronosporaceae
Source: the annotation of a GenBank genome assembly
CGAGAUCUGCCGGCAGAAGGACCCACAGUGACCACCUCACAGGAGCCCGAAGACGAGGAGGAGACAUACUACCAUGACAGCGGCGAUCUCUCAGCGGAAGACCUGGAAGGAAACUUCGCCGUCCUCCCCGAGAUCCCGAUCUCGACGACCGCGGAGGUCAGCAUCGAGGAUCUGCAGGUGGGAGACUCGGGAUCGGCCACACCGGAAGAGAUAGAGAGACUCCGGCAAAUAAUCUGGAAGAAACGACACCUACUGAUCGGAAAAGGGAACGCCUUACCCCCGGCGGCCAAGGGCGUCGUGUGCGAUAUCGAUGUUGGAAAUGCGAGACCGAUCGCACUGCGAACCCGGAAAGUGCCCACGCGAUUUCGCGAAAAAGUCGCAGGCUUGAUCAAGGGUCUCCUGGCAGCCGAGAUCAUCCGACCCUCGACAUCACCAUGGGCCUCGCCGAUCGUGAUCGUUCAGAAGAGUAGCGGUGUGGAUAUCAGAUUGUGCAUCGAUUGCAAGCUGGUAAACAGCCUCACGAGGCUGAUGGUCUACCCUCUGCCCCUGAUCAGCGACCUACUAGAGGAUCUGGACAAAGCAUUAUGGUACUGCUCGUUGGACAUGCCCAGCGGGUUUUGGGUCGUGCCCAUGACGGAUCGGGCUCGCGAGAUCUCAGCAUUCAUUACUCCGUUUGGACUAUUCGAAUGGAGCCGCAUGCCUUUUGGUCUUAAGAAUGCCCCACAGAUCUAUCAGCGCCUCGUAGACAACGCGCUGUAUGGAGUUUUGAAGAUCUCGCGAUCGGGCGACACUGGGGCCACAACGGAUGUGUUCCUGACCGGGAUCGCGGACGAUCCUGAUCGCGAGUCGGUGUUGGGUCGGAGAUCGUACAUCGACGACAUCAUGAUCGCAGCGGAAUCGUGGGACCAAAUGUGCCGAAGAGUGGAAGAUCUGUUGGAGGCUUGUGAUAAGUGGAAUUUGUCGAUCAGUGUAGCCAAGAGUUUUUGGGGCAUGGAUAAGGUAGGAUAUCUGGGACAUCGAGUGUCGAUCGGAGGUUUGGAAGCGAGCCCGAAAGACCUGAAAUCGUUGACCGAUCUGCCGUUCCCCGGAUCUCUACGAUCUAUGCAGUCGUUCCGGGGCAGUCUAAAUUACUACAGCCGGUUCAUCGAAGAAUAUGCAAUCUAUGUUGUGGUAGUCUACGAAUUACGUGAAGUGGAGUUUGCAGAACUGGGGAAACGAUCAGAUCUGAGGGAGAUCUUGGACCGGAAUGACCCGAUCCCUCGAGAUCACGACCCAACGGAACUGAAGUUGACGAGAUCAGUAGACGAGAGGUGGAUCAGGGCGCAUAGGGCCUUCACCACCCUGAAAACCAAGAUCGCGACGACCCCAGUCCUCCGCCAUUUCGACGAGACGAGAACGCCGGUGAUUAUCGUGUAUGCCAGCGAUUGGGCGAUAUCCGCUUCGUUGACGCAAGAACACGACGGGAUCUACCAUCCAGUCGCGUUCGCCAGUCGUACCUUGAAGACGAAUGAGUUGAACUACAAUGUGACGGAGAAAGAGUUGGACGCGAGAUCCGGGUCCUGA